UCUCUAGUAAAUCGUUGUACGGCAAAGAACAUGAAGGGUCUCAAGAUGGCGUGUGCUAUGUGUUGUUGUGGCAGCGGCGAUCGAGUCCGUUUUGACGAUCAAGAAUACGUUUCACUGGAGUUCCUAUUAGAAAAAUACGACAUGUUGGCAAUUGGCAAUGAUGAGCGGCAAGAGUUAAGAAGCGAGUUGGAACGACACACAAGCAAGUAUGAGGCUGAGGCAGGCGAGGAGGAUGUGCUUGCGGCGUUCAGUUUGCUGAGGAAGGGGGUGUGUCGACCAGACUUCCCUGGACAGUACACGACACAGUUCUUCGUCGUACAGGACGUCCUGGCCUACCUUAUGACCUUGUCCAAAAAUUUGAGGGAUUCCGGGAAGAUAACUUCUUUGUCCCGCAUCCACGACUUUUGCUUCGACUUCCUCCACGACCUGAUCCAGCAGGGGCCGGGGACGACACACAUGCAGCUGUGGACAAAAAUGCUUAGUGACAGAGACUUCGGUUUCAAGGUCUACUAUUGGAGCCUCACGGGAUCCAAGCUGAAGAAACACAUCCUGUUCCUGAAGAGGGAAUACAGAAGUCAGGAACAGGGGACAGGCUGGGACGGCUUUAAAUCCACUUUCGAUGCUUGUAUGAAACAACUCAUUGACAAACAGAAUCUGAGCGGGAGAGCGUUCGCGGAGGCCCAGGCUGAGUUCAUAGAGCUGUACCUCCACGCCCAUCUCGGGUUUACCUCCCGGGAGAAGGAAGUCAGGGAGGUCCAUGAUCAGCUGGCAUUGCUCAUCUGUAACAACUACGACUACAGGAACGUAUAUGUGGGCUUGAAGGAUCCCGAACAGCUGAAACACUUCUUAAAACAGAUUGAGGACAUCAUUUGUCAAACGAAUCUGACAACUGAAGACUGUGAAGCCGUCGUUAAGAGGCUGCACGAUGUUGUGAAGAUGUUGCUGACAGUUAUAAAGCAUGGCCACAUUGACCUCAGUGUGUACCGGGACAUCCUGGAUUUCGUGGCUGUGAUCUGUGACACCAAGGCAGGAAGUCCAAUCCACUCCAUCGUAGAAGCAGUGGGAAGGUUCUACUACAGCGUCCGUCCCUUACAGGGCAACUCUGAGAUGUUCACCGUGAUGACGACGAAGCUGAUCGACUUUCUGACCAACCUGGAAGACCACACCCUGAUGAGGGUCCAUUAUGUGGAUUAUGCCAUCCAUCCAGUCCUUAGCAAUGCCAUGGGCGAGACACUGACUCCUGCACAUUGCCGGUUAACUAUAGACCUGAUCAAGGCGUGUAUACGAAUAUAUCAACCAAGAACAAUCGAAGCAGCUAAGAAGAUGAUGUAUGAAUCGCAAGACAAGAUGCAAUGGAAGGAUCACUUGAAGGAUGCGUGUGACCUGUUUGACCUCCUGACACAAGUCCAAGUGAUUGGGGAUGAUAAGCAGACAAGGGAGUAUUGCAGUAACUUCAGCGAGCUCACGGACCAUUUCGGGUAUUUGUUGGAACGGGAGCAGGUUCUGCCGAAAAUGAUUGCAAAAAUGGCGGAUUUUUCUUUGACACUACUUGAAAAGAGGGAGCCGAAAUUAUUCAAAGCAGCAAGCGACACAGCACACCGAAUCGAAUUUAAAGGGAGGUAUCACAAAGGCGUGAUCAUAUCGACUAUGGCACGGGUACUCCCACUGCUUGAAGACCCCAGGUUCGACUGGAAUGACGAUGCCUCCAGUACCGUGAAAGACCUAGCAGGGGUCGGGAUGGACACCUUAGCGUCCAAGUCGCCGGACGAGAAAGAGUUCAUUGUUCUGAUCAAGUUCUUCCGAGCAGUGUUGAAAGACGGUUUGGUGGGUGAAAACCCUAAAGAGAAAGAAUCAAUGCGCUAUCACCUUUUCUACGAGCAGGGAUCCACGUUCGUCCGACUUUUGGACGAUCCUCGGAAAAUACAGAGAGCUAUGCCGGUGGUGAGACAAUUGAUCAGCUUGAUGUCUCACGAGAGCCCCAGCAUCGCAGAUCAGGCUAUGUGGCAGGUCCAGAAUCUAGUGAACCAUGGGACCAAGGUCAUGACACAAUUCUUCCCACAAAUCCUUACUGCCUGCAUUAACACAGACAAUUAUUCCUUAAUUGAUCCCCUCGCAUCACUCUAUCCACACAGUCCCAACCUUCUGGAGUCACAGUUUGAGGCCGUGUUCUCGUUCAUUGACACCAACUAUCGACACCAAGCUUUACUGUGGUUGCACAAAAUCGCCAAGAAACAGUCAAUUCUGUUCAAGGAGAGGCACUUUGAAAGACUGAUUGAUGAUUUGUUGCAAGCCGACGACGACAAUCAGAAUUCGUAUUUGCAUAUCAUGGAUCCUCUGUCUACCGAGAUGCCUCUCAGAUUCAUUCCCUACUUGAAAACCUUGAUGGAUAUGGAACCAGACAGCGCAACUGGAGCCUGGUACUCACUCCUCCAGGUCUUAACGAAUGUGGCCGUCAGCAGCAAAGAUGAGGCCCUGUGUGAGAGAAUGAUGGCAUUUCUAGAGAAGAAGAUCCGGGGCCCCGAAGUACAUGGCGUGACAGUUUGUUAUCUUUUGGGGAUGCGUAAUGUAGGCCAAGUACAUCGACAUGUCCUGGAGAGCCGCAAGCCUGCCUUAGAGGACCUGAGGGAGAGAUCUACUGUUGUGACAACAAAGGAUCACUGUACUUAUAUAAUUGAUGUCUUGGAGGGAAAAGCUGAAAGCCUGGCCGAGGACAUCAAGGAGGUGAAGGAAGAUGUGGAAAAACUGGAUGUACGAGUGACGAACACUGAAGAGGGUCUGGUGCAGGUCAACCAGGAACUGGGGCAACAGAAGGGGGAACUGGACGAAGUCAAACAUGAAGUAAAAGAACAGGUGGAGAAGAUGGGUCAACUGGAGGAGACGGUGGAUGACACCAAGGCUAAAGUGGAGGAACUCGACGAAAAGACAUUGAGUCAUGCUCCCAUCUGGUCAAGAGACGUGGCCAGACUACUCAAUCCUGAAGGCUUUCUGGAUUGGACAAAUCUAUCAAGUCGUCUUGGCUACACCAAUGAUGACAUCAGGAGCUGGGCUCAGAUGCACGACCCAUGUAUGGCUAUGCUGAAUGAAUGGUACGCCACUCGGAAGACGAGGGAAGCCACAUUUGCUGUGCUGACAGCACUGCAAGAGAUUGACAGAAUGGAUGCUGCUGUGAUCGUGGAGAAUGCAAUGAAGAUGUCAGAAGCUGUAGUCGAGGACGAAGAGUUUGAGUACCCGGAGCCUCCAGAGGUGUUCCUCAGCUACCAGUGGGGAAUCCAGAACGAGGUGAAGCUUCUGAAGCUGCACCUGGAGAAGGCGGGCUUCACCUGCUGGAUGGACAUUGGUCAGAUGGGAGGCGGAGACAAGCUGUUCGAGAAGAUUGACAAGGGAAUCAGGGCAGCCAAGAUCAUCAUCUGUUGUGUCACUGAGAAAUACACAAAGUCUCCCAAUGGCAUUAGAGAGGUGAACCUCUCAGUAAGCCUGGGUAAGCCCAUCAUUCCUCUGUUGAUGGAGAAACUAUCAUGGCCACCACCAGGCUCAAUGGGGCCAAUCUUCAGUGAGUAUCUGUUCAUCCGAUUCUUCACCCGGCCUGGGGAGGAGACUGGUGACGUCAGGUACUGGUCAGCAGCUAAGUUCCAGGAACUCCUGAUGCAGGUCAACUACAACAACGUCAAGCAGGAUGAAAAGAAGGUGGGAAAAGAAUACAAGAACUGGUGGUGUCCUGUGGCUGAAGUCAUCAAGAUAGAAAAGAAGGACGUGAAGGCGAUGACGGCUGCCAGUCAGAAGACACAGCAGAACGUGGAGUCUGGAGCAGCCUCUCCUGAUGUAUUCAUCUCCUACCAGUGGGGAAAACAGAAGCAGAUUCAACUCUUGUACAAGCGCCUGACUGAGAUGGGCUUCACCGUCUGGAUGGACAUCUACCAAAUGGGAGGUGGGGACUCCCUCUAUGACAAAAUUGACAAGGGCGUGCGAGGGGCAAAGGUCGUUCUCUCAUGUGUCACUUCGAAGUAUUCUUUGUCGGCCAACUGCAGGAGGGAAAUCAGUCUCGCUGAUGCCCUCAAGAAACCAAUAGUGCCUCUGUUGCUGGAGAAGAUGACAUGGCCACCAUCUGGCCCAAUGAGCAUGGUGUUCACUCAACUUUUGUAUAUCAACUUUACAAAGGAUAAAUCCGUUCAGGACCUUUGGAGUGGAAAGAAGUUUAAUGAAUUAUUAAUUAAAUUGAAUCAAUACGUGCCUGAUAUUAUACUUUUUGGUAAGGAGGACGAAGAGACAGAAGUGAAUGCUUCUCCAAAUCCAGAAGAAACUCCAGCAGUCGGCGACACACUGGACACAACACCCCAGUCACAAGACAACACCACGACCAUGGCUGAACAGAUGCCUGAUGUCUCUGAUUGAACCUCCUCGACAACCACCGCCAUAACAGCAUUAACCUCUGCAGAACCCCAAACAUAGUCAACCUUCUCAAGGACAUUAAACAAUUGCUCAAGGGAGACAGGAGCCCGAUCAGUCGUUUUCAUAUAUAAUUUUGUAGUUUAUUAUAAGUUGUUCAUUGCAGGCCUGUGAUAUUUUUAUUCUUGUGAUAUAUCUAUCCAAUGUUUGUUGUCCUCUUCAGUGGCGAGUGAAGUGAGACAUGACCAACGAUUUCCUACAUCCCUCAUCGGCUCCCGUUAGCCCUCAUUCAAGUUGUGACCAGGAAGUCAGUAGGACAGUGGUUUAGCCUCGUGGGGCAAGCUUUCACUCGUGCUGCCAACGACACGGGUUCUAUUCCUGAUAUGAAUAAAACACGUGACCUUCGUGAUGUGGACAGGCUAAGUUACCCAUGCUGUAUAGAACUUCAUAAAGUUGAUAUUAUUUGCCUUUGAAAAUCUAUUGAAGAUUCUGUAAAUGUCGAGGUAUCAAUGAUUAGAUGGAUAUCAGCGUACAGGCAGGAUGCAUGUGUAUUAGUGUAAAUGACAAUCAACCCUCGUUAUUUUCUCGUAUGGUUGUCUUGUUGAAGCAAUUGAGUGACCAUGCAUCAGGAAACACAUUCUGGUCCAAUCACUGAGGUUUGCAGUGUAUGAUUAUCAUUGUACCCAACACAUUUUAAGCUCAUCUGUGAUAUUAUUAUUAUUAUUGUUUAAACUGCUGAUAGCAUCGGUUUGUUUACAUUGAAUGUAUUGUUCUGUUUGUUUUUCCUUGCUCAGGUGUUUUCUCUAUGUUAUACUACUCAACUUUUGAUAGGGAUAAUCAAAUAUGCCAGAUAUAUUUAAAUAUAUUCUUGACAUAUUAUGAAUAUAUGUUUGUGUAUCAUAGAAUGAUAAAACAAUAUUCCUAUAAACAAAUGGAGUAGUAUAUUUUCAAUUCAUAUAGAAUUUGGAAAAAUUGAUAUGU
Molecule: messenger RNA, 5364 nt
Organism: Haliotis rufescens (red abalone)
Lineage: Eukaryota; Metazoa; Mollusca; Gastropoda; Lepetellida; Haliotidae
Exons: 23
Coding region: 31-4389 (1452 amino acids)
Biological process (GO): signal transduction
Molecular function (GO): protein binding
Source: RefSeq, a predicted model, not a curated record